Cyprinodon variegatus (sheepshead minnow) is the source of this 1977-nucleotide messenger RNA. It is a transcript of the gene klhl38b, whose product is annotated as kelch-like protein 38. Gene Ontology annotation, molecular function: protein binding. The record is from RefSeq and is a predicted model, not a curated record. The transcript has 5 exons. Bases 130 to 1881 code for a protein of 583 amino acids. NCBI's taxonomy places the organism in Eukaryota, Metazoa, Chordata, Actinopteri, Cyprinodontiformes, Cyprinodontidae.
GAGAGAAGCUCAUGCAUAGCAUCAUCACAAGAACGAGGAAGAAGAUGCAUAGCAGAAUGUUUUUUUUUUUCUGACUUCAUUUUAAAGACUCUCUAGAAACCAAAUCUGAGAAAGAAAAGAGGAAACAGGAUGGAUCUGCCUGCGGUUGAAGUUCUUCACUACAAAGAUGCUGAACAUUCCUCCGCCCUGCUUCUGCAGCUGAACAAACUGAGGGAGGAGAACAUCCUGACUGACGUCGUCCUGCGCGCUGGUAUGACUGAAAUCCCCUGCCACCGUAACGUUCUGGUGUCCAGCAGCCCCUACUUCAGAGCCAUGUUCUGCAACAACUUCAUGGAAACACAGCAAAGCAAGGUUGAGAUGAAAGGAGUUAAACCUGCCAUUCUAAGCAGCAUUGUUGACUACGUUUACACUGGACUCAUUAGCAUUGACCUGGAGAAUGUGCUCCAUAUAAUGCAGGCGGCAUCCAUGUUGCAAUAUGGCCGCCUAUUUGAGGCAUGCUCAGAUUUCCUUCAGGCACAACUGAGACCAGACAACUGCUUAAGUAUGAUCAGACUCUCAGAGAUGAUGAACUGUGAAAGUUUAAGGAAAAAAGCAAAGGAAAUGGCCAUGAAACGUUUCAGUGACGUGUCCUUGUCUGAGGAUCUGUGUGAGCUUUCUUUAGAGGAACUAACUUGGUACCUGAAUGAUGACAGCAUUUGUGCUGACGAGGAGCAAGUAUUUGAGACACUUGUUGCAUGGAUCCACCAUGAUCCUGUCUCAAGGCGCGGGACCAUCAGCAGCCUUUUUAAAAAGGUUCGUCUUCGACAUUUACACCCUACUUACCUCUUCCAGUUCAUUGCAAAUGACCCCCUGAUUCAGUCAUCUACUCUCUGCACUGAGAUCAUUGAAUCUGUAAGGCGGCUCAUGUUUUCAAUUGGGACAAAAAGCAUCAGAGACUUUGUGGUUGACUUUAAACCUCUCUGGGCUGCACCACAGCGCUGCAGUUAUGAUGAUACCUUAGUGGUUGUGGGAGGAAGGAGAAACAAUGAACAAACUUCAAGGGAGGCCUUGGUCUUUGAUGAAAAGAACCAAAAAUGGCAGCAUCUUGCCAAGCUCCCUGUUCGUCUUCACAAAGCUUCCUAUGUAGCCCUUCACAGCAUACUUUAUGUUGUUGGAGGCUUGACCACAAACUGUAGCCAAGUCAGCCGGACGGUCUACACCCUCUCUCUUAAGACCAACCAGUGGAGGACAGCAGAGCCCAUGCUGGAGCCUCGCUUUGCCCACCAGAGUGUUUCCUACCUGCACUACAUCUUUGUCCUGGGAGGCCUUGGAUCUGAUAGACAGCUGGCAGCUAGUGUGGAAAGGUUCAACAGUAUGUUCAACCAAUGGGAAGCAGUGUCACCAAUGCCAGAGGCUGUGUUGCACCCUGCAGUUGCUGCAACCAACCACAGAAUCUACAUGUUUGGAGGGCAGGAUGCUACACAUAGCCCAGUCAGACUGAUACAGGUGUAUCAUAUUGGCAGGAACAUGUGGUCUAAGAUGGAAAACAGAACAGUGAAGAAUGUGUCUGCUCCUGCUGUUGUCCUGCAUAACAAAAUCUACAUCAUUGGAGGAUACACCAGGAGAGUGAUCGCCUAUGACACUGAAGCCAACGACUUCAUUAAGUGUGCCAACCUGAAGGAGCGAAGGAUGCACCACGCUGCCACCUGCCUCAACAACAAGCUCUACAUCACAGGUGGUCGUUACGUCAGCGGCCAUGAUGUCAUAGAGGACUUGGACACUUUGGAGUGCUAUGACCCAAAGACAGAUGCUUGGACAUGUAAAGGGACCUUGCCAUAUAAACUUUUCGAUCACGGCUCCCUGACUCUGACCUGUGCUGCACAGAAUUGGAAGAAAUCAUAAUGAAAAUCAAAGAACAUGUGAAACAUGCUUACACUUUUUGAACUUUUUAUUUAAAGAUUGUUUAUAGAAUCUGAUAGCUUAAUUUACACUUAAAAA